This is a messenger RNA of Anopheles funestus (African malaria mosquito), 570 nucleotides long. RefSeq lists its product as uncharacterized. The transcript is spliced from 2 exons. NCBI's taxonomy places the organism in Eukaryota, Metazoa, Arthropoda, Insecta, Diptera, Culicidae. The record is from RefSeq and is a predicted model, not a curated record. Bases 1 to 570 code for a protein of 189 amino acids.
AUGCCGAUCGAAGGUCCGGUGCCGAUACCAGCCGACGGUCGGCCGAACGAUACAACGCUCGCGCGCACCGGUACGCGUGUUGUCGGUGGAACCCGUCGGUGGGUUGUCGGUUUUGUCGGUGGAACCCGUUACAUGCAGGCCCAGUACCACGAUGCGAUGAGCAUUGUCCGCACGUUUGGUAAACCGGACCUCUUUCUGACCGUGACGUGCAAUCCGAAAUGGCCGGAAAUUACCGAGAACCUGCUGACCCCAAGGCAACGUGCCCCUGAUCGACCCAAUUUGGCAGUACGUGUUUUCCGUUUGAAGCUGAAAGCCAUACUUCAGGAUCUGACGAUGGGAGCUCUUGGCGUUGAGGUAGCGCGCAUACACGUCAUUGAAUUUCAAAAACGUGGCCUACCUCAUGCCCACAUCCUCAUGAUACUGGCAGAAGCAGACAAACCCCAAACGCCGGACAGCUACGAUCGCAGUGUAAAGUAUCUGUACAAGUACGUGUACAAGGGUCAGGAUCGGCUGAGCGUAUCUCUCACUGGUGGCAAUGAUGAGAUACAGCAGUUCAUCGACGCACGUUAG